This is a messenger RNA of Triplophysa rosa, 1254 nucleotides long. It is a transcript of the gene eif3i, whose product is annotated as eukaryotic translation initiation factor 3, subunit I. The record is from RefSeq and is a predicted model, not a curated record. Gene Ontology annotation, molecular function: protein binding; translation initiation factor activity; RNA binding. NCBI's taxonomy places the organism in Eukaryota, Metazoa, Chordata, Actinopteri, Cypriniformes, Nemacheilidae. Gene Ontology annotation, biological process: cytoplasmic translational initiation. Gene Ontology annotation, cellular component: cytoplasm; eukaryotic translation initiation factor 3 complex, eIF3m. The transcript has 11 exons. The coding region runs from base 131 to 1108 and encodes 325 amino acids.
UACAGGAAGUUGCAGGAUUCUCUUCCGUUUCUAGCCGGGCGCUGUUCAGCACGCGUACCGCGUAUUGCAGUUUUUACAACGGAUUAAAAUAUAAUUUCGGUAUAAUUCUGGCUACACGAACACGUCGAUUAUGAAACCCAUUCUUCUACAGGGCCACGAGAGGUCCAUCACUCAGAUCAAAUACAACAGAGAGGGGGACUUAUUGUUCUCAGUAGCCAAAGAUACAGUUACCAAUGUUUGGUACUCUGUCAAUGGAGAAAGACUAGGCACCUAUAAUGGACACACAGGUGCCGUUUGGUGUGUGGAUGUUGACUGGGACACCAAGAACGUAUUGACUGGAUCCGCCGAUAACAGCUGCAGACUAUGGGACUGUGAGACAGGAAAGCAGUUAGCUCUGCUGGAGACCAGCUCAGCGGUGAGAACAUGCGGCUUUGACUUCAGUGGAAACAUCAUCAUGUUUUCCACAGACAAACAGAUGGGUUACCAGUGCUUUCUCAACUACUUUGACCUGCGAGACCCCCAACAAAUUGAGGACAAUAACCCGUAUCUGUCCGUACCCUGUAGCGAGUCCAAGAUCACGAGUGCAGUGUGGGGUCCACUGGGAGAGUUUGUGAUCGCCGGCCACGAAAGUGGAGAAAUCAAACAGUUCAGCGCUAAGUCAGGGGAGAUUCUGAAGACUGCAAAGGAACACACCAAACAGAUCAAUGACAUACAGUCAUCUGUGGAUCUCACAAUGGUCAUCAGUGCCUCCAAAGAUUGUACUGCUAAGCUGUUUGACUCCGCGACACUUGAGCACAUCAAAACCUUCAAGACAGAGCGGCCUGUAAAUUCAUCAUCUAUCUCGCCUAUUAUGGAUCAUGUGGUUAUGGGAGGUGGUCAGGAAGCCAUGGAAGUCACAACCACCUCUACGAGGAUCGGCAAAUUCGAGGCCAGGUUUUUCCAUGCAGCUUAUGAAGAAGAGUUUGGACGUGUGAAGGGACAUUUCGGCCCCAUUAACUGUGUGUCCUUCCACCCAGAUGGAAAGAGUUACAGCAGUGGAGGAGAGGAUGGUUAUGUCAGAAUUCAUUACUUUGAUCCUCAUUAUUUUGACUUUGAACUUGAGGCGUAAUAACCUCAGGUAAACCCACAUUUUUCACACCAUCUGACCUGCCCAGGAACAGCUGACAUCAGAGUAUGAGGACAGAACACAGACUGCAUUUAAGAUCUUUAAUGCUAUGUAUAUUUAAUGUUCUCAAUAAACUGGGUUUCGGAAUA